Messenger RNA from Amphiprion ocellaris (clown anemonefish), 5780 nucleotides. RefSeq names its product potassium voltage-gated channel subfamily A member 10. Bases 1838 to 3529 code for a protein of 563 amino acids. Gene Ontology annotation, biological process: protein homooligomerization; potassium ion transmembrane transport. Lineage: Eukaryota; Metazoa; Chordata; Actinopteri; Pomacentridae. The transcript is spliced from 3 exons. The record is from RefSeq and is a predicted model, not a curated record. Gene Ontology annotation, molecular function: protein binding; delayed rectifier potassium channel activity. Gene Ontology annotation, cellular component: voltage-gated potassium channel complex; membrane.
AAAAAUUGACCCGCAGGACGACACGAGGGUUAAAUGACUCUGUCCAAACUGCAUGAAAAAAAACAACACGACAUUCUCGCUUGUGUUGCUCUAUUUCAGCCUUCAGUACUUCAACCCCUAAUGACUUUCAGCAAACGGUGGAUGGUCAAGAGAGGAGGCAGAGAGGUGAACGGAGGAAAACUGGCUCGUGACCAGCGAAUCCUACGCACCAGUGUGAAAUAUGAUAGAGAGCCAAGCAAGAGCACCUGGCAGGCAGACGGACGGGUUCAGGACUUUACUAGCAAAGAGAAAAAUGAGCCUCGUGCUGCACAAACAGAGGUCCGCUUACGGUUCUGGCUUGUAAAAAGAACCCAGAAAUCACCAAGAAGUUUUCACAGUGUCAUCUACUGUAUAAAAGUCUGGGUCAGGGGUGUCAAACUCAUUCUAGUUCAGGUCCACAUUCAGCUCAGUUUGAUCUGAAGUGGGCCGGAACAGUUAAAUCACAGCAUAAUAACCAGUAAAUAACCACAACUCCAAAUGUUUCCUUUGUUUUAGAGCAAAAAAGUCCAUUCUAAAUCAUCACAGUGUUUCUACAAAGGAACAAAACAUUCAGUCACAGGUGUCUGGAACUGAAGGGUAUAGUAUUUAACCUUAUGAUCAAAAAAUGCAAAAAGACAAAGAACAACAAAAACAAAACAAAAUAGUACAAAAAUGAAACACAGAAUGACAAAAACGAGAAACAAAAUGACAAAAACAUGAGACAGACGACAAAAGUCAGACAAAAAUAGACAACAAACAACAAAAACAAGACAAAAUAUUACAAAAAUGAGACAAAAGACACAAAGCAAAACAAAAAAAUAGAUGAAAGUUAUAAAGCGACAAAAAAUGGACAAAAAAGAAACAAAAUAGACAAAAAGGAAACACAAAACAACAAAAACAAUGCACAAAACAAUGACCAAGCAAAACACAAAAUGAUAAAAAUAAGACAAAAACCACAAGCGAGACAAAAAGGAAACACAAAACAACAAACACAAUAAACAAAAUGACAAAAAAAACAACAAAACAGGACAAAAUAUUACAAAAAUAAGAUGCAAAAUGACAAAAGACCAAUGAGCAACACAGUAUUUAACUCUUUUGUGAUCAAAACAACUCGUCAUGGUCUAGAAAUGAUUUUAAAUUUAUAGUUUUACAAGUUUACAAUCCACAGUUAAUGUCUUCUCUGGAAUUUUUACACUUUAAAGUUGUCCUGCGGGCUGGAUUGGACCCUCUAGACGGCUGGUUUUGGCCCGCAGGCCGCAUGUUUGACACCCCUGGUCAGGUUCUAGUUUUAGUUUAGUGCAGGAGAACGUUUAUAUCGACAAGGACAUCGUCUGUUUCCAAAGCAGCGCCGUGAGGAUCUGUGUUUUUUGCUCCUCGCCCAACCGAAUGGACUGAAAGCUUGUUGCUAUCCGAGACAUCUGUCGUCUUGGUGGCGUAGCUAACUGUAGCUGCUUCACGCUUUAGAGAGAUUUACCACUGCUCCUUAAGACUCUGCCCACCGCCUGAUUAGACACUUAAUCUAACUGGAUGCGUGAGCGAGUUCAGACAAGCUUCUGUCACCGCUGGAUAAUGAGUAACAGGCCAUACGGGAACAUGAGGAGGAGGCUCGAUGAGCUCGGAGCGCCUGCAGCCGUGGAACCUCCCUGUCCAACGAUUACCAAAAGGGCAGAAUCCAAAAGUAGCGUCCAGCUGCCUGAAUGAUAACCAGGAGGUGGGAGGCCCUGCCAGGAUCUUCAGCGUGGCACUGUUUGUGGUGUUUCCUCUGUCUCCCGGACCCGGCUGAUAGACGGAGCUGUGGCUACAGUGACAACAUAGUGUGAUGGAGGUGCCACUUGUAAAUUUUGAAAACAUGGAUGAUGUUGGCAUCAACCUGGGAGACCCAAGCGACUCCGGAUACCCGACCUCGCCCACCUCAGAGGGCCCCGAUCAGACUCUCUUAACCCACCGCUUGACUUCUCCUCACCAGUCGCCACACAGAAGACGGCGUGGGCAUCAGUCUGCUCAGGAGGGACUGUCGCCUUCCACUCCUCCGACUCUGACCACGAAGGCGAAUUCCAGCAGCGGCAGUUUGAUCUCCAAUCUAAAGCUCCUGAUCAACAGCGAGUCUCCCACUGACAGCGUCUUCAGCAAGAUGCCGAAGGAACAUUAUGAAAAUGAAGACUUGUUUGAAAGACACUGCCUGGAAGAGAAAGAUGAGAAAGUCAUCAUUAAUAUUUCGGGCUUGAUGUUUGAGACCCAACUCAGCACCUUGAACAGGUUUCCGGAAACGCUGCUCGGUGACCCCAUGAAGAGGAUAAGCUACUUUGACCCAAUGAGAAAUGAGUACUUUUUUGACAGAAACCGCCCGUCCUUCGAUGGGAUUCUCUACUACUACCAGUCAGGGGGGAGAAUCCGCAGACCAGCCAAUGUUCCCUUAGAUGUUUUUGCUAAUGAAAUAGUUUUCUAUGAGUUGGGUCAUGAAGCGAUGGAGCAGUUCCGCGAAGACGAAGGGUUCAUCAAAGAGCCCGAAGUCCUUUUGCCCAGCAACGAACUCCAGCGACAGUUCUGGCUCCUGUUCGAAUACCCAGAGAGCUCCAGCGCAGCCAGAUCUGUAGCUCUGGUUUCUGUGUUUGUCAUCGUCAUAUCCAUCUUCAUCUUCUGCCUGGAGACCCUGCCAGAGUUCAGGGACGACAGUGACUUUCCUCCAGGUUUAACUCAAAUUAUUAACGGCACCCAAGACAGUUCUGCCCCUCGUCCCGCCACUAAAGACAUCAUGGCAUACAUCACAGACCCCUUUUUCAUUGUGGAGACUAUUUGCAUUAUUUGGUUCUGCUUUGAAGUCGGUAUUCGCUUUGUGGUGUGCCCCAGCAAAAGUGAUUUCUUCAACAACAUCAUGAACAUCAUUGACAUAGUGUCUAUCAUUCCCUACUUUGUAACCCUGGGAACAGAACUGGCUACCACACCCGAUGACGACAUGAACUCUGGUCAGAACAUGUCCCUGGCGAUCCUAAGAAUCAUCCGACUAGUGAGAGUCUUCAGAAUUUUUAAGCUUUCCCGACACUCUAAGGGGCUUCAGAUUCUGGGGCAGACCCUGAAGGCCAGCAUGAGGGAACUGGGGCUGCUCAUCUUCUUCCUUUUCAUAGGAGUCAUCUUAUUCUCAAGUGCCAUCUACUUUGCAGAAGUGGAUGAGCCCCAGACGCAGUUUGUCAGCAUCCCUGACGGCUUCUGGUGGGCCGUGGUGACGAUGACCACUGUGGGCUACGGAGACAUGUGCCCCAUCACCAUGGGGGGCAAAAUGGUCGGCACUCUCUGUGCCAUUGCUGGUGUCCUGACCAUCGCCUUGCCCGUCCCCGUCAUUGUCUCAAACUUUAACUAUUUUUACCACCGAGAGACUGAGCAGGAGGAGAAACAGGUGAUGGAUGCAGCGGCAGAGGCUGCCCAGAAAAUGUCAGCGGCUAACAAGUACGGAAGCACACUUUCACUAAACAAAAGCAACGGCACCUGGCAGAACGAGAAAAACGGCAUGCACUGACGGGAUAGCAUUUAUUUAUAUAAAGGGCAUGGAAAACACACACGGACAAAUCAAACAUAUCCAUCAGUGAGACACACCGGGUGAUCGGUUCAUCCUUCUCACUGUUUUGUACUUCAAACACGGCAGCAUUUGUGCGGUUAAUUACAGUAUUAAUAGGCACUGUGUGGCGAGACGGCGUUUAUACAAGCUGUCUGCCUGCAUGUGGAUGUGUCAAAGUGCAAUUAACACAACUCAGCAGCUACUGUCAGUUAACUUUGAUAGGAAAGGUACAAUUAUUACCUAAUCCAGUGCAAUCUGAAGAGAAAAGCUCAUUUGACCUUGAAAAUGUAGAUUGUCAGAGCGAAUACUGUACAGACAAGAAUGGUAAUGUAAGUUGUAAAAUGUCCUUCUGAGUGAGUUUAUCCCACAGAAGAAAAGAAAACAAAAGGGUUUGAUAAUCGUAGCGUUUAUACUGGAAGUAUACUCAGAGCUCAUAUUCCAUCACAGUUCCAUGUUAGUCCACACGCCGUCGUAUUCAGCAAAAUCUAGAUAGGACUUGGCAUGAUUUUCAAGGGCAAGCGAAUGCAUCCAGUGUAAGGCAAGAGGACAUCAGCGCACACAUUGUCUUAUCAGCAAAUCCAUAGUUGUGAACGCUCAGCCGGCAGCACUUCUCCAUAUAACAAUAUCUGUGUGAUACGUAGUCGGCAUGUUAGCACGUCUGCUGUUAAUCUUGUAGAUAAGCUGCAAAGUAUAAAUCAAACCUGCGUACCAUUUACUGUCUUAUAGUACAACAUGCAGCAGUUUCACAUAAUAAAACCACAGAUUUUUUUUUAUCUUUAGGUUUUAUUUAUUUUUUGCUCUAAAAUCAUGCAGAUUCAGCUGCAUAAGGAUCGCCCUGCAAUGUGUUAUCGUAAUGUGAAUUUUCCCUUUAACCCUCCUGUUGUCCUCAUUUACAGGCACCAAAAAAUAUUGUUUCCUUGUCUGAAAAAAAAAUCAUCAAAAAAAAAAAAAAUCCCCAAAUUUCUGAAAAUUUGCAAAACCUUCAGGAAGAAAAUUCCAAUAAUUCCUGAAAAGUUUCCCUAAAAAAUAAAAAUCCCCAUAUUUGGCAAGAAAAUUCUUGUAAAUAUUUUCAAAAAAUGAGUAAAAAUCUUCCCAAAAAAAUCCUAAGAAUAUCUAAGGUGAUUACAUAUAUAUCAGUAAAACUUCCAAUAUUUUCUUUAAGAAAAAAUCAACCAAAAUCCAGCAAAAUUCACUGCAUUUUGGUUGAUUUUUUUGUGAAUGUUCUUAAGAAACAUUUUUAGCAUUAAUUUUUUCCACCAAAAAAGUUCAAAGAUUUCCCAAAAAUGUUGGAAAUGUGGACAUCAAAAAUUUCACUGUGAAAAUAGAUUUUUUCCCACAUUUUCAAACUUUAAAAUGGGUCAAUUUUGACCUGCAGGACACCAGGAGGGUUAAACACUGCAUCAAGUCAUUGCACUGAGAGCUUUUUUCCACAUAUCACUCAUGCACUUUUUGGAGCUUUACAUCAUCCACUGUUGGCAGGGAAAACAUGUUUAUUAGAAUGUAUAGAGAUGUGAGACGAGAUAUAUAUUUGUGAACAGACAGAGAGAAGGCAAAAAAACAAACUCUUUUGCACUCUUAUUUGAACAUUUCUCCAUUUGCCUCUAUUCUCUAAUUUUUUUAUUGCAUGGCAUAGUGUGCCGAAAUGAGGUUUAACUCCUAUUACCAGUAACUGAAAGUUUGACUUAUUUAUUGUGGCUGAAUGUAUUAAGAGUAUUUUAAUCAUAUACUAAUUAUCAUUAUAUUCCAUGUAAUAGGGAAAGCCAAUACCUUAACUGGAUUUGUGAAAUGAAGACAAUAUAAAGAUGAAAGUGCACAGUUCAUGCAAAAAUAAAAUGAAUUGGUACUAUAUAUGCAUGCCACAUUUCAAUCUUGAGAAUGUAUAAAUACAUAUAAACGCAGCUUGUAUUGAAAUGUAAAUGGAUGUAGUUGUAACUCAGUCAAUGCCUUUCUAAUAAUCCUACAAUAUGCAAUAAUGACGUGUGGGUGGAGAAGUAAUGUUUUAUUUUUUCACCCACAGAAAGAGCAAUACCUGCAGUUAAAAUGAAAUGCAAUAAGGUGACCUCCGUCGGUCACUCAGCACUUUACUAUGUGAUGAAGCACUUAAUAUUUGAGGACUGUUACUGUAUGUGUCAACAUUGUACAGUAUCAUCAUUUGCUAUGUUUAAUCCGUCCAGCAGAGAGUGCCUUUCAUUAAACAUGUAUCAUAACUGUG